Messenger RNA from Scleropages formosus (Asian bonytongue), 1388 nucleotides. RefSeq names its product SRR1 domain containing (gene srrd). Lineage: Eukaryota; Metazoa; Chordata; Actinopteri; Osteoglossiformes; Osteoglossidae. The record is from RefSeq and is a predicted model, not a curated record. Gene Ontology annotation, cellular component: cytoplasm; nucleus. Bases 240 to 1181 code for a protein of 313 amino acids. The transcript is spliced from 8 exons.
UUCCUGUCACACCGACUUCAGUCCGAGUCCGUCAUUUCCGUAAACUUAAGCUUCGGAAGCGUGUUUAUACACACAGAGUACGUGUUAUUCCACUUGUGCGCGGGAGUGAAUCGACAGUGUAUUAACGUACCGAUAAAGUGCUCAGUAAAGAAGGAUGUAUAGGUAGCUGGAAAGAAUUGUAAUUCCGGAUACGGCACUAAGACUGACUGAGGCGUUUGCAGUAAUACCGGCGUUAACCGAUGGCCGGCAGCGAUGGCGAGUGGCAGCACGUCGUGCGAUGGCGGGGGAGAGCGGCGCGCGCGGUCCCCAGGUGCGCGCGAGAGCCGCGGGACCUGGGGGAUGCCGGGAAGUCGCUGGCGGACAGCACGAGGGCCCGGGAGCGCCUGAAAGAGGCCAUGGCUGAACUCACCUGCGAGGACUUGUGGCGCAGCUGGAAAGAGGUGCUGACCAGCCGCCUGCUUGCGGGGCCCCGGGUUCCAGACACCGAUGAGCAGGAGGCGCGGUGUGUGUGCGAGUGUGUGUGCUACGGCUUGGGCAGCUUCCUGUCGAGCGUCUCCUCCAGGUACCAGCUGGCCAUGUUGCUGCUGCUGCUGGAGGCACUGAAAGUGAGCAGAUUUGCAGACGUCCUCAUCCCUCCUGGGCGCUGCAGUAUAUUCGAUCCCGUGUUCUCGGCAGCAGAGUGUGACGUGCUGCGGUCGCUUGGCCUCACUGUGUUGACUGAGAAUGAGGAAGGGAAGCGGCCCGUGAGCAGACCCACCCUCUUCUACCUGCUGCACUGCGGUACAGCGCUGUACAACAACCUGCUGUGGAGCAACUGGAGCCCCCAGGGCCUGGCACUGCUCACCAUCGUGGGGAACAGCUUUCAGGGUCUCCAGGAGAGGAUGGUGCAGAAGGACCUCCAGAGGGACUACAGCUUCAUUGCUCACGUGAGGAGCGUGUGCCAGGAGACCCCCCUCCCCUGCUCCCCCCGCUUCCUCGAUGUGUUCAACGACACGGCUGUUGUCCGUUUCCCCUUCCAGCGCCUGGCCACCUUGCCCCCCCACACCUGGGCACGGGCCCCAGAGCCCCGCUACCUGCACUGCUCAGACCUGGAGAUUAUCCUGAGGGACAAAGAGCGGGGUGACGGAAGACCGGUUCUCCAUCGCAGCCCAACCCUCCCAUUUUCAGGGACGGUGGUAUAGUGUAAAAACUUGGUAAAUGCACCCCGGUGGAGCUUUGUCCUCGUUCCCGGGUGGUCUGCAAAUUCACGUGUUACGGAGGAGUUCCUGCUGCUUUUGAAGGUGGAUAAAGGCGCUGCGACCCGUCAAGAAGCGGUCCUGACCCUCACCUGUUUCUCCCCACGUCGUCCUGCAGCUUUGAGGAGCUUGUGCAUCAUGGGAAAGAAGGUU